CCGUCCUUUUCCGUUCGGAGUUCCCACGAAGCUUCUUACUCUGUUUCGAGGCGAAGCAUCAGCAAACCCCUGAGGAAGUCCCGAGCGGUCAUGGAGUUGUUGCCUGCGAGGAGGGCGGCGUCAGCGGACCCGAAGGCGGAGGACGGCGAGGGAGUCGAGCUCACCCUCGGCCUCGCCAUCGGCGGGAGCACCCGGAAGACCCCCGAGCCGAGGAAGGAAGCGGAGGGACCCCGUAAAGGUGGGAUCUUUGACCUCCCGGACGGAGCAUCGGCGGAUGAUCGCGCGGCGAUGGAUGCCCAGAUGCUGCGGUCUAGGGCGCGAGAUCGGGCGGUGAGGGAGGAGGAGGCCUUGUCCGGCGACCGGUCGAGGCCUAGCCGCACGGAUGGAGGCAAUGGCGUUCGAUGGCCCCGCGUCGCCCCCGUCUCCACCCCCAACCCUAACGCUCACCCUAAUCCCUUUGGGUUUGGCCAGCAUCACCCGUUCCCGGUGAUGUACCCUCACCAGCAGGUGCAGUACGUGCCGGUGCCCAACGGGUUCGGGUUCCCGUUCGUGAUGCCGUGCUGGGCCCCGACCAUCUCGGCGGUGGCCGGCGGACUGAACCGGCUCGAAAGGAAGGUGUACCAGCCGUUGUCCGGCCGUGGGUUCCCCGUUCAGGGGACGGCUGCAGGGCCGUGUGAUGGUGAUUCCAGCGGGAGUAAGGGGAUCGAAGCCGCCAAGGUCGUGAACACCUCGCUCAACUCGGAUUCAUCCGGGAGCAGCUCUUCUGCAAUCUCCGAUCGCCGGAGCGGAUCCUUUGGAGGAGGAAGCAUCAGUAGCGGCGACUCCAGGAGCCAUCGGAGCCUUCAAAAGGCAGAGAAGCCUGCAGCACCGCCAUCGGCGGAAGGAGGUAGCGGCAACAACGCACUAACGUCUUGCUUGACGUCGAACGCCAAGCCGGCCAGGUUUGGGGCUCAGCCGGAGCGCGCGGGCUCCGUAAACAAGUCCGGGAAACCGUCGGCCCUGCCCCGAAUGCCGCUCGUCUCAGCCACGGGCGACGCGCCCCACGGGAGGACCAUCCACGGUCUCCUCUACCGGUGUACCAAGUCGGAGGUGAGGAUACUGUGCGUUUGUCAUGGAAACUCGUUCACGCCGGUGGAGUUCGUCAGGCAUGCUGGUGGCGCCGACGUUUCGCAGCCGUUGAAGCGGAUAGUUGUGGUUCAACCAGGGUGGUAGUAGAUGAGCAAAAGUGUCUUCUACUUGUAGUAGUUUGAAUUAGGGAGUGGUUGCAGUGGGAAGGGCAGUCAUGGAGGUCUGUAAAUAUCUUCAGCAGCUAACGUCAAAAGAAAUUUUAGUUUGUCGUGAGCUU
Messenger RNA from Musa acuminata subsp. malaccensis (wild Malaysian banana), 1345 nucleotides. RefSeq names its product ninja-family protein Os07g0602900. Gene Ontology annotation, biological process: signal transduction; negative regulation of DNA-templated transcription. Lineage: Eukaryota; Viridiplantae; Streptophyta; Magnoliopsida; Zingiberales; Musaceae. Gene Ontology annotation, cellular component: nucleus. The record is from RefSeq and is a predicted model, not a curated record.